Daldinia vernicosa is the source of this 996-nucleotide messenger RNA. RefSeq lists its product as uncharacterized. The coding region runs from base 1 to 996 and encodes 331 amino acids. The record is from RefSeq and is a predicted model, not a curated record. NCBI's taxonomy places the organism in Eukaryota, Fungi, Ascomycota, Sordariomycetes, Xylariales, Hypoxylaceae. The transcript is spliced from 2 exons.
AUGGCAUCUACGGCUAGCAGCUCCUUUUUUCAGCGCAUACCAGCUGAGGUGCGCCGGAUGAUUCUCAUUGAGGCCUUUGGGAAUCGUACUGUGCAUCUAGAUCUUUGUUUCGACCACCCUAUGGUUUAUUUAUCCGACGAGGAGGCGCAGAAGCAACGUAACCAUUAUACUAUCGACCCCGGACGGGCCCGCCGCCCAAAGCGAGAUACCACACGUCCUAAGGCAUGGAGGUGGUUUAGCUGCGUAUGUCAUCGUGACGCUGAAUUUCGCAUACGGGGGAUGGGCAGCAGUUCGGAACCAUAUGCUGACAUUUGCCUCGGCGGUACCGCCGGAUCCUGUCGUGGAUGGCGCGGAGAAAUCCCCUAUAGAUGCUUUAUAGGCGUUAUGGGAUGGCUUCUGACUUGUAGACAGGCAUAUACAGAGGGCAUUGAAAUCCUCUACUCUACAAAUAACUUCCAUAUCUCUAACGGCGAUAUGAUUCAUGCCUUCCCUGGUUUAAUUAGAGCUGAACACCGAGCCAUGAUCACCUCCGUAGAGAUGAUGUGGCAACUCAACUUACACACAAACGCGGCGUCGGGCUGGGAUCAUCUUACCGCUUUGGUACGUGCGGUUCCAAAUUCUUUUUCUGGGUUGAGGAAGCUUUAUAUUUGUCUCGGUGGUUCUUGGAAACCACCAACAAUUAGUCCUGAUAAUUGUAUAGGGGAGUUGGAAACUAGUGUAUUAGAAGUUAUGGAUGAAAUGAUAAGGAGUCUUGGCCCGCAGUUGCAGGAAUGCAGCAUUGCGGUACCAGCUAGUAUAUUCUGGCCCCAGCGAGAGUACGGUAUAAGGCAAGGGUAUAAGUUUGAAUCUGGCCCUGGAUAUGUGGCUGAUCGUGUCUGGCGGCCACUCGCACCUUUGCGAGAGUCUGAAAACGAAGAGGAGAUUGAAUCUGGGUACUGGAUUAGAGAAGGGCCUGACGACAUACCUUAUCCAUUCGCACAUAUAAUUGCUGGCUAA